AUGGGGGACGCCCUGGAGCAGCUUUCAUUUCGAGUGGCCAUACUUCACAAUACCAGCCGCAACACCAGCUGCACAGGAGUCCGCAUCAACAACACCAGCAGCAUCAACAUCCGCAGCACCACCAGACCUCGCAGCAGCAAUCUCAACAGCCGAGUCAGCCAAGCCACGGUCCAGCAACCAGUUAUGAUUCCAACGCCUAUGGUGCCACCGCAGCUGCCUCCUCAUUUUAGUUCCACUUCCCUUCCGCUGCCAUACCCCGGCGACCGGCAUGGAGUGAAAAGGCGGAGAGCAGAUGAUGGGCGCAGCGGAGGAAGUGAUGAUACAACUCCCGGGAUUGGUCUCUCUAUGCUUCCGGAAACAUCUCAUGCUGACGAGCAACAUUCCUCCGAGAUGCUUCUACCUGCUCCGGUUGACCAUUCAUCUCAUCAUCAACAUUCUAUACAACAUGACUACCACCAAACAUCCCCUAUUCAUCAACAACAUCACCAUCACCGACUACCCUCCCAGGCUACGCUGGCGGCAGUUCAGGGCAGUGACGGUGAACUCACGUCCCCUGGCGGAGGCACGGGUUCGCAAAGCGUUGUUGGCCAGCCAGGAAUGCCCGACCCUGCGCCUCGUCCCAGGGGCCCGAAGUUGAAGUUCACACCGGAAGACGACAGUUUACUCGUGGAGCUGAAGGAAAAUAGGAAUCUAACAUGGAAGCAAAUUGCUGAGUUCUUCCCGGGUCGGACCAGCGGGACCCUGCAAGUGCGAUAUUGCACCAAACUGCGGGCAAAAGCCACAGUUUGGACAGAUGAAGCAGUGCAACGCCUGCGUAACGCUAUUCAAGAUUACGAAAACGAUCGCUGGCGUAUCGUUGCGACGAAGGUCGGCAGUGGGUUCUCUCCCGCAGCAUGUCGAGAGAAAGCUGCGGAAAUUCCCACCUCAAACCCCCCGCCAAUUUAA
Microsporum canis CBS 113480 is the source of this 945-nucleotide messenger RNA. Its product is annotated as MYB DNA-binding domain-containing protein. The coding region runs from base 1 to 945 and encodes 314 amino acids. The transcript is spliced from 3 exons. NCBI's taxonomy places the organism in Eukaryota, Fungi, Ascomycota, Eurotiomycetes, Onygenales, Arthrodermataceae. The record is from RefSeq and is a predicted model, not a curated record.